Messenger RNA from Mesoplodon densirostris (Blainville's beaked whale), 2283 nucleotides. RefSeq names its product polymeric immunoglobulin receptor (gene PIGR). The transcript is spliced from 10 exons. Bases 1 to 2283 code for a protein of 760 amino acids. Lineage: Eukaryota; Metazoa; Chordata; Mammalia; Artiodactyla; Ziphiidae. The record is from RefSeq and is a predicted model, not a curated record.
AUGUCGCGCCUCUUCUUCGCCUGCCUGCUGGCUGUCUUCCCAGUGGUCUCCAUGAAGAGUCCCAUAUUCGGUCCUCAGGAGGUAAACAGUGUGGAAGGCAGCUCAGUGUCCAUCAAGUGCUACUACCCGGCCACCUCCGUCAACCGGCAUACCCGGAAGUACUGGUGCCGGCAGGGAGCCAGGGGCCGCUGCAUUACCCUCAUCUCCUCAGAGGGCUACAUCUCCAAGGACUAUGAGGGCAGAGCCAACCUCACCAACUUCCCAGAGAGCGGCACCUUUGUGAUGAACAUCAGCCAUCUCACUCGGAAUGACUCGGGGCUCUACAAGUGUGGUCUGGGCAUUAGCAGCCGAGGCCUGUCCUUUGAUGUGAGCCUGGAAGUCAGUCUAGCUCCUGGGCAGAUAAAUGGCGUCCACGUCUACACAGCAGACCUGGGCAGAACAGUGACCAUCAACUGCCCUUUCAGGGCUGUGAAUUCUGAGAAGAGGAAAUCUGUGUGCAAGAAGACAGGCCAGAGCUGCAUACUAGUCACCGACUCCACUGGGUAUGUGAGCCCCAGCUACAGCAACAGAGUACGUCUCACUAUUCAGGGUACCAGCCAAUUAGUGUUUAGCGUUGUCAUCAACCGAAUCCAGCUCAGCGAUGCUGGGAUGUACGUCUGCCAGGCUGGGGAUGAUGCCAGCGCCGACAAGAGCAAUGCUGACCUCCAAGUGCUGAAGCCCGAGCCUGAGCUGAUUUAUGGAGACCUGAGGGGCUCGGUCAACUUCGACUGUGACCUGGGCCCCGAGAUGGCAAAUGUGGCCAAAUUUCUGUGCCGGCAAAAGAAUGCGGAAGGUUGCAAUGUGAUCAUCAACACGCUGGGGGAGAAGGCUCAGGACUUUGAGGGCAGGAUCCUGUUCACUCCCAAGGGUAACGGUUUCUUCAGUGUGCUCAUCACAAGCCUGAGGAAAGAGGAUGCGGGGCUCUACCUGUGUGGAGCCCACCCUGAUGGUCAGCCUCAUGAAGGUUGGCCCACCCAGGCUUGGCAACUCUUUGUCAAUGAAGAGACCAUGAUUCCCCUAAGUCAGUCUGUGGUGAAAGGAGUGGUGGGAAGCUCCGUUGCCGUGUCCUGCGCCUACAACCCGAAGGAAACAGACAGCCUGAAGUACUGGUGUCGCUGGGAAAAUACUCAAGAUGGCCACUGCCCGCUGCUGGUGCAGAGCGAGGGGAUGGUCAAGGAGCAGUACGAGGGCAGGCUCGCACUGUACGAGGAGCCAGGCAAUGGCACCUACACCGUCAUCCUCAACCAGCUCACCACCCAGGACUCCGGCUUCUACUGGUGUUUGACCGACGGCGAUACUCGCUGGAGGUCCACGGUGGAGCUCAAGAUUGUGGAAGGAGAACCAAGCCUCAAGGUACCCAAGAAUGUCAGGGCUUGGCUGGGAGAGGCCCUCAAGAUCUCCUGCCACUUCCCCUGCAAAUACUACUCCUACGAGAAGUACUGGUGUAAGUGGAGCAACAGAGGCUGCAAGACCCUGCCCAGCCAGGUCGAAGGCCCCAGCCAGGGCUUUGUGAACUGCGACCAGAGGAGCCGGAUCGUCUCCCUGAGCCUGAACUCCGUCACCAGUGAGGAUGAAGGCUGGUACUGGUGCGGAGUGAAGGAGGGCCACCAAUACGGAGAGACCGUGGCUGUCUAUGUGGCGGUGGAGAAGAGGGUGAAGGGGUCCCAAGAUGCCAGUCGAGUGAAUGCUGCUCCUGGUGAGGAGGCGAUAGAGCCGAGGGCCAGGGAGACUGAGGGCAAAGUCAAUCCAGGUCCCAGCCUUUUUGCAGAGGAAAGAGCAGUGAAGGAUACUGGAGAUCCAGCUGGUGGGAGCGGAGCACCCGAAGGUCCCGGCAGCUCUGCAGGACAAGGUGGGAGCUCCAAAGCGGUGGUCUCCACCCUGGUGCCCCUGGCCCUGGUGCUGGCUGCAGGGGCCAUAGCGAUUGGGGUGCUCAGAGCCCGACACAGGAAGAAUGUCGACCGGAUUUCAAUCAGAAGCUACAGGACGGACAUUAGCAUGUCAGACUUUGAGAACUCCAGGGAUUUUGGAGCCCAUGACAACAUGGGAGCCUCUCCAGACACUCAGGAGACAACUCUUGGAGGAAAAGACGAGUUCGCCACCACUACCGAGGAUGCCGUGGAGAAGAAAGAACCCAAGAAGGCGAAAAGGUCAUCCAAAGAGGAAGCCGACAUGGCCUUCACUGCCUUCCUGAUCCAGACCAACAACAUGGCCGCCGCCGCCCAGGACGGCCCCAGAGAAGCCUAG